AUGACAAGCGAAGAGAGCAUGACAUUCAGUGAAGCCCAGGGAGUUACAGCCAAGAGCGACGUAGCCACUAUUGCGCUGCCUGCACGUCUACCACCAUUCUGGCGACAAAACCCUACAUUAUGGUUCGCACAAUUUGAAAGCGCCGUCGCUGCGAGCAAAAUCCGGGAAGAACAAAAAUUCAAUCUAGUCGUCCCACUCCUCGGUUGCGAUGACCUAGAACAAAUCGCCAAUAUUAAACUGAAUCCACCUGCUACUGGUAAAUACAUCACAUUGAAGAACAUACUAAUAUUCACGUACCAAGAAUCAGACCAUCGCCAGUUACAAAAACUACUCAGCGGUCUAGAACUCGGCGACUCAAAACCUAGCCAAUUAUUACGAAAAAUGCGUGACCUUAGCGGGCAGCUACUAACAGACGAAGCGUUACAAGUAAUAUGGCUCAACUAA
Arctia plantaginis is the source of this 444-nucleotide messenger RNA. Lineage: Eukaryota; Metazoa; Arthropoda; Insecta; Lepidoptera; Erebidae. The record is from the annotation of a GenBank genome assembly.